Messenger RNA from Salvelinus sp. IW2-2015, 2100 nucleotides. RefSeq lists its product as uncharacterized. NCBI's taxonomy places the organism in Eukaryota, Metazoa, Chordata, Actinopteri, Salmoniformes, Salmonidae. The record is from RefSeq and is a predicted model, not a curated record.
AUGUCGGGUUCCGUGGUCGAUCCAGGCGCAGAUAGCCUCAAUCAUGGAGUGCUAGCCAACCGCGCUGUAGCUGAAAUCUGCAAAGUUGUUGACGAUGGCUAUGCGGUUGUACACCUAAAGAUGUCCCAAAGCCACAAGGAGAACGAAUUUCUCCGGAGGAAAAUGAAAUUGAUGGAACUUCAGAUCACCAGGUUUCGGUCUGAGAGAACAAAAUUUCAGAUGGGUCCGUCCAAAAUCGCUUCCAUGGAAUACGCCUCUAAACAGACACAACAAUCGAGAGACGGCAACGACAGGACCUACUUGGCAAAGCAGAGCCAGACUUUCCAACAGGAGUUUUGGAAACAGCAGCAUACCAAGAGACAGACAGCCCAUAGACGUGGACCAAGAGAUGUCUCUCCAUCAAAGCAUAUGGAUGCUACAAGUGAUGAGCAGUCAGCAGAGACAGAGGAAAGGGAACCAGACCUGCUGAUCAUCAAGGAUGAGGGAGAAGCAGAUGACCAGAAAUCUAGGUCCAGACAACCAGCCAGAACAGUGGAGGGCAGCAGAGAGCUAACCACCCAACUGACUGCAGCCACCACAAGACCCGCCUUCCAGCCCAGAGGUCCCAGAGGCAACGACUACAACAACACCGCUAUGGAGCAGUCAGCAGAGACAGAGGAAGGGGAACCAGACCUGCUGAUCAUCAAGGAUGAGGGAGAAGCAGAUGACCAGAAAUCUAGGUCCAGACAACCAGCCAGAACAGUGGAGGGCAGCAGAGAGCUAACCACCCAACUGACUGCAGCCACCACCAAGGAUCCCGCCUUCCAGCCCAGAGGUCCCAGAGGCAACAACUACAACAACACCGCUAUGGAGCAGUCAGCAGAGACAGAGGAAGGGGAACCAGACCUGCUCAUCAUCAAGGUGGAGGGAGAAGCAGAUGACCAGGACUCUAGGAUCAGUCACCCAGCCAGAACAGUGGAGGGCAGCAGAGAGCUAACCACCCAACUGGCUGCAGCCACCACAGAGAACCCCGCCUUCCAGUCCAGUGGCCCCAGAGGCAACAACAACAUCGCUAUGGAGGUCAGUGGAUCUGACGUCGUCUUCCAGUCAGAAACAGGGAAUGUGAACCAGGGACUCCAGCACCACACAGGACUUGAACCCAGAGCAGAGAGACCGAGUCUGGACACUAAGUGUGACAUGUACGGGGGCCUCAAUCUCCUAAGAGAUUCUUUAAACCAGGUGUGCAGAGAGGUAGUAGUGACUGAUGAUGGCGCCUCUGCUGCUCACACUAAAGUAAUGGACCUAGGGAGUGGCCCAUUGGGCCCAGAAACACAAACUAGCUCAGACAUAGAAAUGAGAGGUGUAGGGUUAGAAAACCUCAGGUUUCCCCCAAGUCAUUCCAUUCCUCAUCAGAACACGUGAUAGUGAUUGACUCUGUAUCAGUGGGCAGCAGGUAGAUAGAGAUUUUGAGUGGGGUCAGGUGGGUACAGCUAUACUACACAGGUCAAUGGGACUGGAAAUACGCAGGGAGAGGGAGUGUUUGAGAGGAACGCACCUACGAUGGCAAGCCUCCAUAGACACUCUGAAAUACCAGGAAGGGGAGUUCAACAACCAGCUCAUACCUCACUUCCUGUCGGCCAUUUUAGACAAAGCGCCACAACUUCGUCUCACUCGAGUAAUCUUGCCACACACGUUAGACCUGGCACCAUAGAGCGAUUAUACGGUUGCCUGAGCUGCCAUCAGAAGUUUGUCCACGAGAGUGACUUGCGUCAGCACGCGGUCAUCCACACCAGAAAGCGGGCAUUCGCCUGCAACUUGUGUGAGAAGAGCUUUAUGUCCCGCACCGAUCUCCAAAUGCACCUGAACGUCCACACUGGGGAAAGCCUUCAGUUGUGCACAUUGCGGACGCAGGUUCUCUCACUCCAGCAAUCUGAAAAGACAUCAGAAGCUUCAUCAUUGAGAAAUUGGACAGAAGCAAGAGAUUCCUAUUGAAAAAAGCUGUUAUAUUAAUAUCAUGAGUUCAAACUUGAUUUGUUCUACAGUGCAUUCGUGAAGUAUUCUAUCUAUACACACUACCCCAUAAUGACAAUGCAAAAACAGGUUAUACAUUUUUGCAAGUGU